AAAAAAAAUGGAAAGAAUUUUCUGACCGUUUGCAUUGGAUCUUACAACCACUGCCACAUCAGUGGGUAGCACGUGUUUUUUUUUUGGUACUUGGAUAAUGUACGGAAUAUCAUACGGGAUGAGUGUGUACUGAAUGACGUUAAACGCCGCAGUGACGACGAGAACCAGCGAGCUUGUGAAAUGCAGCCAAUGACAUUAAAAAGUGUGUGUGCGCUGUUUUAGGUGGACCGGGACAGCGGCAGAUGGUGCGAACUGACCAGCGCCGCCCAUCCAUCAACCAUCCAGCCCUGUCAGGUUUCAUUUGUCCGCUCUUCAGGUAGGAAGUAAGCAGUGGGCAGGGCCGUCCAGCAAAGUAGGCGGGAUGCCCGUUGAGGGUGGGAGCAGCGGCAGCUCUGCCUCAGCUGCUCGUCACCCCAAACAAAAGCGCAAGGCUCACAGCCUGUCUAUUCGGCGCACGAACAGUACGGAGGAGAGGCCACCUGGCAUCCACAGAGGAGACAUGCUGGAGGGACAGGACUCCAAGAUGCCCCCCACUCUACGUAACAAUCUUCUCGACCUAUUUGGCCAGAUUGAACGAGAGUUUGAAAAUCUCUACAUCGAAAACCUUGAACUACGACGGGAAAUUGAUUCCCUGAAUGAACGUCUGACUGGCGACGGACAGAAUCUUGAGGGAGGAGAUUCCUCCAAGGGAGCCCUGAAAACAAAAGCCAGCCACAGCACCAGCCAACUUUCACAGAAGCUGAAGACGACCUACAAAGCCUCUACUAGUAAGAUUGUGUCCAGCUUCAAAGUCACUACAGGGUCCAGAGCUCUAUGCCAUCUGCAGAAGGAGUAUGUUGGCCACCGAGACGGAAUUUGGGACCUCAGUGUAACCAGAACUCAGCCAGUGGUCCUGGGGACCGCAUCAGCAGACCACUCAGCCCUGCUUUGGAGUAUAGAGACUGGUAAAUGUCUGCUAAAGUAUGGCGGCCAUGCAGGAUCAGUCAACUCUAUCAAGUUCCACCCCACAGAGCAGAUGGCCCUCACAGCCUCCGGGGACCAGACGGCUCACAUCUGGCGCUACAUGGUGCAACUACCGGCCCCCCAGCCACCACCAGAUGUCAGUGCGCCGUGUGACGAUGACCAGGAUUCUUCAGAUAGAGAAGAAGGCGAGGUUGACGGUGAAGGCCCUUGCGAGGUGCCCACUGUCCGGGUUGCUACGGCCACCCUGAAAAGUCACCAGGGUGUCGUUAUCUCAGCUGAUUGGCUUGUGGGCGGCCGACAAGUGGUGACAGCUUCUUGGGACCGUGCCGCCAACCUUUAUGAGGUGGAGACAUCUGAACUCGUGCACACUCUCACCGGCCACGACCAGGAGUUGACCCACUGUUGCACCCACCCCACCCAGCGGUUGGUGGUCACCUCAUCCAGGGACACCACCUUCAGAUUGUGGGACUUCAGAGAUCCAUCCAUCCACUCCGUCAAUGUCUUCCAGGGACACACAGACACGGUGACAUCAGCAGUGUUUACCGUGGGUGACAACGUGGUGUCAGGGAGUGAUGAUCGCACAGUUAAGGUGUGGGAUCUGAAGAACAUGAGGUCACCAAUAGCAACCAUCCGCAUGGACUCUGCUGUCAACAGGAUAAGCGUCUCUGCCAACCAGAGGAUCAUUGCUCUGCCGCACGACAAUCGACAAGUGCGACUGUUUGACAUGAGCGGAGUGAGGUUGGCCCGACUGCCUCGCAGCAACAGAAUGGGCCAUAGGCGCAUGGUGUGUUGCACGGCGUGGAACGAGGAGAACCAAACAUGCAACCUGUUCACCUGCGGCUUCGACCGGCAGGCCAUCGGCUGGAACAUCAACAUCCCUGCCUUGCUGCAGGAGAAAUGAAGUCUGAUGAGACGCUAACACAAAUCCCUCCACGUAGUCUGCCGUCUCACACGUGCUUAGAAGUAAAGUAAGCCAUCUCUCGUAGUAAGUGGUCUUAAAGGCGUGAGGAUGCAGCUGAAGGCACAUCUGUGUUUUGACCUGUCGGCUCCAUUUGCACGGACUGAUUGUGCACUUUUUCUCUGUUGAUAUCACUUACACGGCACACAAAAAUGUAGGGGUACAGUGGACCCCCGCUAUUCACGGGGGAAGAUUUGCUGAUAAUUGACACCCAUUAUAAUAACAUUGGAGAAAAACAAAAUUGGGGUGAAAUUUCAGGAUGAACCUAUGUUGUGCUAUAACCUGUUCAGGUGAACUCAACUCAGCCUCAUUCAAUUUUGCCGUUUAGCUCUGUUUGAAAACACCCUGUUGUGCAAAAAAAAAAAAAUACUGAAACAUUGACCAUUUGGACGUGCCUUUAAAGUUUUGGGUAAGGCCAAAUUAAGCACACCUGUAAAGGUUAUAGUGCAUUUUAGGUUGAUCAUGAAAUUUCACCCCAAAGCCCAAUAUCCCUAACUUUUUGUGAGUAGUGUAUGUUUAUUGUGUAUUCACAUCACUGCUGUUAAGUUACUGCUGAAUGGUUGCAUGAAGAGAAAUCCAGCCGUUUCUAUUACAUUUUGGAAACAAUUUGAAUAGUGUGAUAUAUAGAAGAAGUGUAUGUAUUGUGUUGUAGUCUUAAGUGACCUCCAUCACAUUAUUGCAAGUUACUGUCUUACAUGCCUUUUGUUUGGAAGGACCUUAAAGAAGAUAUGAUCGUUUUUAUCCUUCUAGUCUCGGUGGAGUAGUGCCUCAUGAUACAGUAAAUCAGAGCUCUUUGCUUCCUUAAAGUUUUAAAUUAACAACUACACAGUUCCAAAAAUGAUUGUCCACAGUGCUUUUUCCUGACACUCAUGUCAACAGUUCAAACGUAAGUUGCCUUGUUCCAUGUUUACAGAGGGACUAUUUCUUCUCAAGAUUUUCUUUAUUCUGCCUUUGUAAAAUGAUGCAAAGUGUUGUAAUUGAAGCAGUAAUGUGUCAAGGCAGUGCAUCUUUCCACUCACUCAUGAGAAUAAUUUUUCAUUUAAUUAUACAUAGUGUUGUUGGUUCAGGAGUUGCUCUGUUCAAAUAAUUGUUCUGUAAUUCCAGAGUGAAAUAUACUGUAUCAUCACCAGCUUGUUGCCAACUCAAAUAUCUUUCUUCACUGUAAUGUUACAGACUCAACUUGUUGGUUACUGGUCAUGUUUCACUACAUGUCAAUGUGAAGUUUACAAUUUGCUCUCAACCACCCUUGCGUGACCUCUUUCCCCUUUGUAAGUAGAACUAUCUUCAUCUGAAUAUUGUGACAAACCCAAAGGAAGCCAUGCCCCCCCCCCCCCCCCCCCCCAUCUCUAGAUGCUUAAUAUUAAUCGUUCAACCGAUUUGUGAUGCGUGUGAAAGCAGCCAUGUUUUGUUGCGCAGCUAUCAUCAGUGACACACAAAUAAAAUAAAAAUACAAAUAAACACACACACCCAUAUAUAUAUAUAUAUAUAUAUAUAUAUAUAUAUAUAUAUACACAUACACACACACACACACCGAGCGAUUUAUACAUUUGUGGCUACAGUUUCACAAUUAUAAACGACGAUGUGGCCCACUGUGAAAAUAAGUUCGAGACCCAGGCACAAAAGGUGUCAUAAACGCAUUCCCAUUACAUUAGUGAAAGCUACCAGAGUGUACAUUCCAAAUGCCUGUUAAAGAACUAAUUGUGGUCUGCUGCACAGUGCAGAUAGCAUUUUUAUUCCUGUUUCACACAGGAACUCAAUCCCACGGCCAAUGGUAUCAAUGUCAAUUUAAUCUAACGGGAAAAAAAAGACAGGUCCGGUCUUUGGCUUGCGUAUGAAUUCCAACUUGGAGGAAAUGUGAUUUGGGACUGAUACAUUAAAUUAUGGUGUGCCCGAUUGCAGGGCUAAAAAAGCGGAUUGGCUUCGCUUCAUUGUUGCAGGUCAUAUUCACCUCCAACUUCAUUAUGUGUUCUUCGCUGCAUAAUUUAUUGUGGCUGGUACGUGCUCUUCGACAUUUUCCAAUAAAAAAGUUUCAGGUCUUUGUCA
Messenger RNA from Phycodurus eques (leafy seadragon), 3964 nucleotides. RefSeq names its product WD repeat domain 37 (gene wdr37). Gene Ontology annotation, cellular component: preribosome, large subunit precursor. NCBI's taxonomy places the organism in Eukaryota, Metazoa, Chordata, Actinopteri, Syngnathiformes, Syngnathidae. Gene Ontology annotation, molecular function: protein binding. The record is from RefSeq and is a predicted model, not a curated record.